This is a messenger RNA of Betta splendens (Siamese fighting fish), 5697 nucleotides long. RefSeq names its product neurotrophic tyrosine kinase, receptor, type 3b (gene ntrk3b). Gene Ontology annotation, cellular component: axon; plasma membrane; signaling receptor complex. The coding region runs from base 706 to 3150 and encodes 814 amino acids. Gene Ontology annotation, molecular function: ATP binding; neurotrophin receptor activity; neurotrophin binding. The transcript is spliced from 17 exons. Gene Ontology annotation, biological process: protein phosphorylation; multicellular organism development; positive regulation of kinase activity. The record is from RefSeq and is a predicted model, not a curated record. Lineage: Eukaryota; Metazoa; Chordata; Actinopteri; Anabantiformes; Osphronemidae.
AUUCAAUAAUCCGUGCACGUUUAUUUCCUCUCUGGUGACCUAUACUGACAUUUUAUUGACAUCGUUGUCAGUUAUUUCUGUAUUUAAUCCAAUUCGGUUUAUUUACAUAACCCCAGCUGAUUUUCCCUAACUGAUAUUCAUUUAACACGGUUUGAGCUCAAAGCGUCAUACAGUAUUUAUUUUAUUUUUUCCCAGAUACACUAUUUGUCUUAGACAAAGGUCUAAUUGUAAUGCCGGGUGAUUUGGUGCCGCUUGUGCAGGUGUCAGUAUGACUGCAGCCGGUAGGAGGGACUUGAUGCUCCAACUUCUCAUUUUGUCUCUGCUCCUCAGCCAGUCGUCCUGGUCCUGCUUGGAGAGAGACAGCGGAUUCAGUAGCACGCUAUUCCGGGGAAACACCAUGCAUCUUAGGCUGAAAAGGCGCCUGGAGCCUCGCAUUGUUUCGAUUUCUCGUUUUUAAUUUCCCGUUUUCAUUUUUUGUUGCGUCUUUUCGUUCUUUUUUUUUUUAUUUUUUUUUCCUCCCUCCUGUGACGCGCAAGGACACUACAGCAACCAUCCACGGCAGAAACGCUCACAUAGAGCAUCCUCUGUACGCACCACCAUCCUCCACCUUCCUUCCUUCCUCCCACUCUCCUCCUCUCCUCUCUCCUGUUCUGUUUCAAUCCAGAGGACAUCGGGACCUCUUUUCUCCCUUCUUUGCCCGGAGACAUGGAUCUAUGGUUUCAUUCGAUCCGGAUUUGCUGGUGGAGGGUUCUGUUUCUGAUGAGUGUUUUCCAGGACUAUCUCAGCUCCAUGCUGGACUGCCCGCCGACCUGCAGCUGCUCUCAAACAGAGAUCUAUUGCAAUAAGUCCGACAACGGCAGGUUUUUCCCUUUAUUGGCCCUGCAAGACGCCGGGAACAAUGGGACCAGUGUUGACAUAGCAGAGUUAUUCAAGAACAUCACGUCUAUACACAUAGAAAACUGGACCGGACUGCAGACGCUCAGAGACGUUGACAUGGAGCUCUACACCGGACUGCAAAGACUAACUAUCAUGAAUUGCAACUUGAGGGUGAUCCAGGCUCGAGCGUUCGCUCAGAACCCACACCUACGCUACAUAAACCUGUCAAAGAAUCCUCUCACCACUUUGUCGUGGCAGCUCUUUCAGCACCUUCAAAUCUCCGAGCUGCGCCUGGACGGCGUGGUGUUCGACUGCGGUUGUGAUAUACGCUGGAUCCAGCUGUGGCAGCAGCGAGGGGAGGCCGGGCUCCACACGCAGCAGCUGUACUGCAGGAACGGCGCGUCCAAGAUACGGCUGCACAACAUGUACAUCCAUAGCUGUGACCUACCGGAGAUCAGCGUGAGCCACAGCACUGUGUUGGUGAUGGAAGGAGACAACGUGACGGUGAGCUGCAACGGAUCCGGAUCCCCGCUGCCUGAAGUGGACUGGACCGUCAGCGGCCUGCACUCCAUUAACGCACACCUGUCAAACGUCUACUGGCCGAACAUCCACUCCAUCAACCUGACUCUGUUCAACAUCAGCCGAGAUGACAACAACUUCCAGCUCACCUGCAUUGCAGAGAACGUGGUGGGGAUGACCAACUCCUCCAUUCAGCUCAACGUGCAGUUUCCUCCGGUCAUCGUGAGACUGGCCGAGCCUGAAAAGCGCCACGACACGUGUAUCGAGUUCACGGUCCGCGGGUACCCCCACCCCAAGCUGCGCUGGUUCCAUGAGCACAAGGAGAUCCUCCACAACGAGUACGUCCGCACCGAGAUGGACUUCUACCAGGACUACCUGGAGGGCUGUCUGAUCCUGCAGAACCCCACGCACAUCCACAACGGCAACUACACCCUGGAGGCCAGCAACGCCCUGGGGACCGUCACCAAGACCGUGUACGGCCACUUCAUGGAGGAUCUCGGGGGCGAGGACGUAAUGGAACUAGUCACUCCGAUGCCGUCGGACAGCGAUUCGGGCCGACCCGAAGAAGACACGUUUGGGGUCUCCAUUGCCGUGGGCUUGGCGGGCUUCGCAUGCGUCCUCCUCCUCGUCCUUUUUGUUCUCAUCAACAAAUACGGCCGGCGCUCCAAAUUCGGUCCAGUGGCUGUGAUCAGCGGUGAGGAAGACUCUGCUAGUCCUCUUCAUCAUGUCAACCAUGGUAUUAUUACCCCCUGUACCCUGGAUGCAGGUCCCGACGCGGUCGUCAUAGGGAUGACUCGAAUUCCUGUUGUGGAAAAUCCCCAAUACUUCAGACAUGGACACAACUGCAACAAGCCAACCACUCUUGUGCAGCAUAUAAAGCGGAGAGACAUCAUCCUGAAGAGGGAGCUGGGUGAAGGAGCUUUUGGGAAAGUCUUCCUGGCAGAGUGUUACAACCUGAGCCCCACCAAGGACAAGAUGCUAGUAGCUGUCAAGACACUGAAGGACCCCAACCUGUCGGCGCGGAAGGACUUCCAGAGGGAGGCAGAGCUGCUGACCAACCUGCAGCACGACCACAUCGUCAAAUUCUACGGCGUGUGCGUGGACGGAGACCCGCUCAUCAUGGUGUUUGAAUACAUGAAGCACGGAGACCUCAACAAAUUCCUCAGAGCCCACGGCCCAGAUGCCAUGAUCCUGGUAGACGGCCAGCCACUACAAUCCAAUGGAGAGCUGGGCCUUUCCCAGAUGCUGCACAUCGCCACCCAGAUUGCCUCAGGCAUGGUCUACCUAGCCUCCCAGCACUUUGUCCACAGAGAUCUGGCAACCCGCAAUUGCCUGGUGGGCAACGGCCUGCUGGUCAAGAUCGGAGACUUCGGCAUGUCCAGAGACAUUUACAGCAGCGACUACUACAGGGUUGGAGGACACACCAUGCUACCUAUUCGCUGGAUGCCCCCAGAGAGCAUCAUGUACAGGAAAUUCUCCACCGAAAGCGACGUCUGGAGCUUCGGAGUCAUCCUGUGGGAGAUCUUUACCUAUGGAAAGCAGCCUUGGUUUCAGCUGGGUAACAAUGAGGUUAUUGAGUGCAUAACCCAGGGUCGGGUUCUGGAGAGACCACGGAUUUGUCCUAAGGAGGUGUACGACAUCAUGCUGGGCUGCUGGCAGAGGGAACCACAGCAGCGACUGAACAUUAAGGACAUCCAGAAGGUCCUGUUCGCCAUGGGAAAAGCCACGCCGGUCUACCUGGACAUCCUGGGCUAGCGGCGGCCCCCCGUGGCCCGCUCGUCGCCAGACUGGACAGAUGGACAGAGACGUAUGGAAAAAAUUGACCCACACGAAUCCAGGAAAAACCAAACCAACCUGAUCCACUGUUGAAAAACACCUACAACGUUUGGGAAGGACUUAAGUGCCUGCAACACUUUUGGAUAUAGUGGACGUAUUCAAAAAAAACACACGCACUUUUACAUUUUGUUUACUUGGGUAUAAGAUGUACAGAUUUGAAGAAGAUGCUUUUUUUUCCUUGAAGAACUGCAAAAAUACACAAAAAUGGAGAUAAAAAGGGAAGCGAUGUGGACUGGGUUGGCAAAAAGGAAAAUGGCCACAGCGAUUAUAUUACAGAAAGAACAUGUGAGAGUUAAAGUCUAUCUUAGGUUCGGUUUUAUGGAUAUAUAUAGAAAUAUUACAUAUAUUUUAUAUUUAUUUCUUUUCCAAGGGCCCGCCAUGUAUGUUGCUAAGGGCUCGGCCCUGUCUGAAGACGUCACCGACAAACUAUUGGCAGGGACUCGAUGAAGGAAGCCUUACUUACAUUGGCCGGCACUGAGCUUCUAAUGGAGACUCUGCUCCUGUGGAAUAACACUGGAUGGUUGGGAGAAAAGAGGAGCACUCUGUAGAGGACGUACCCAAUCAGACGACAAAUUUAUUUUAAUUUAAAAGAUAGUGUACAUAUUGUAAAGUUCUCUGUGUCAGAAUUAUGUUAACUUAUUUUUUUGGACAUUAUUUAGUUUCAUUUUCUGACUGUGAUGUGGUUGGCUAAAGUAUAAAGCUAUGGUAUUUGUUUUCAUCCUAAUCUAGAGGAGACUUCUCCUGGGAAUUACCUGUGUCAGUGCUGGUAAGUUGUCUAACGCGCUGACGGUGAAUGAUGGCAGCGAGAACCGUUGGAAAAAGUCCACUGACACCGAAUCACAGAGACUUUGGAGAAGGGGGCACUACUCGGAGCCAUAGUUCAACACUUUCGACACUUUCCCAAAGAGGUGAUGAAGCCUCGUAUUCGCUUUUGAGUUGAUUUGCUUUUUAUGGCGAAGGUAUUGCGUUGGCGACUGACGUCUUACACCACACCCCUCACAUGCACAUGCUUUGAGAAGCUUUUCUGUCACUGUCAGGCGUUUUUGGUGUGAAACUGCUUUUCCACUCACAGAAACAAAAAGGACAAAAAAAACAAAACAUUUUUGUAACUUAGAAUAUGAAACAUUUGUCGUUCACGUGUUACAUACACGCACACGCUUCAAAGGUAUUUUUAAAGACAGUGCAAGAUUUUGGACAGAGGCCAUGGAGGGGUUGAGCAGCUGGAACUAGUUCAGACAGACCAACAUAUUGAGGUAGCCACUGUUAUACCUACAUCUACAAAAAAAACCUACCAAAAACUUGUGCUAAGCUAACGCUAACUGGCUGCUGACAGUUCCAUCAUAUUUGCUGAUCGGGCCUGAUUUAUUUUCUUUUUUCUUUCUUUCUUUACGAUAUUCUCGUCACCACCUCGCAAAACAAACAAUUGCUUCUUCCUCCAUCACAUUUUGUUUAGAGCAACCAAACGAGAAUGUUGUGCUUUUCUUGUUACUCUCAUUCCUUCCCCAUCAACUGUACAUGACUCGCAGUCACUCCUCUUCCUUGCACUUGUGGCCUUUUCAUGUUGAGCGCUGACGAGCUUUUACACUCGUUUAUUGCUUUGAUAAAACUCUCUGUUGCAAUCAGAGUGAAGCCACUGGAGCAAGUAAAUAAAUGUGUUCAUUUGUGGAUGGUGCAUCAAAAAUAAUAAUCAGUGAAGAGGUUCAGCUAAUUGUAUGAUUUCACACGUCCCAUAUUUUUGGUAAUUACGGUAUUUAAUGAACUGGAAAACAUGAAGGCUUUGGUUCCAAAGUGUGACAGUAAAACAUGACCCACAAAAAGCUUCACAGCAAAACAACCAAAUGAUUUUAUUUAAAAAAAAAUAAUUUGAAACUAAACAGCGAGUUGAGAAAAUGAGUUAGUUUUUACACAGUAGAUCCUGUAAAUGUCUCAGACACUGAAUGACAAACCUCAGGCAACAGUUUUUACAUUAUGUUGUAUCUGAAUAUCUGUCGUUUUGGAGGGGAACCCUUCACAUCGCUUCUUCAUUAUCCUCACAUGUAUCACAGUGUUGUCUCUGUUCCUCUUGGAAAUAUGUAAAUCAUUAAUGAAUAUUCAGUUGCUUCAAGUAUUUUAUAUGAAAGGCAGGAUCAAAUCCAAUGAGUUACCCAAAGCAUUGAGUUCUUGUGUAUUCUCUUGUGGUAAAGAUAAACGCUUAAAGACAUUAUGACACAGACCGUGAGCAUUUGCAGGGUAUCGUAAUCCUUUCAUGGUGAGUUGUUUUUCAAAGUUUUUUGUUUUUGUUUUAUUUUCCUUGGAUGAAACUAACUGAACACUUUUUUUGAGGCAAAGUUGGCAUAUUACCAUGUACACAUGUUACAGAUUAUAAAAAUGUGGUAUAACAACUGCAGUAUAUAAAAUACUGGUAUUCCAUGAUAGAUCUUUGUAUUAAUGUGACUCUCUUAAGAAAAUGUCUUCAAACAAUCAGAA